Messenger RNA from Hemibagrus wyckioides, 532 nucleotides. RefSeq names its product NADH:ubiquinone oxidoreductase subunit A12 (gene ndufa12). Gene Ontology annotation, biological process: response to oxidative stress; mitochondrial respiratory chain complex I assembly. Bases 35 to 475 code for a protein of 146 amino acids. Gene Ontology annotation, cellular component: membrane. The transcript is spliced from 4 exons. Lineage: Eukaryota; Metazoa; Chordata; Actinopteri; Siluriformes; Bagridae. The record is from RefSeq and is a predicted model, not a curated record.
AGUAGGCGGUGCUUGUCAUAGUAGUUCGUCUGCUAUGGCGGAGUAUGUUCAUUUAAUCCGGAGGGCCUUUGGUCAAAUCACGGGUCACGGUGGGGUUAGGGGCCUUUUCCUGCAGUUUUUCAGGGCAAACGAUGUGAAGACAGGAACGCUGAUCGGCAUCGACAAAUACGGCAACAAGUACUAUGAGGACAAGUUGUAUUUCUUUGGCCGUCACCGAUGGGUCAUCUACACCACAGAGAUGAAUGGCAAGAGGACACUGUGGGACGUUGACGGCAGCAUGGUGCCUGCAGAAUGGCACCGCUGGCUGCACUGUAUGACUGAUGAUCCUCCCACUACACAUCCUCCAGAACCCAAGAAGUUUCUGGCAGAAAUCCACCAGAUCAACGUGAGCGGAACCUCUGCGUCUUAUGUCCCGUAUUCCACCACUUCUAAGAAAAUCCAUGAGUGGGUACCGCCUAAAACUGGACAGCAGUGAAAUUGUGUAAAUUAUAGCUGGAAUUUGUGUGUAAAUGAUUAAAUCUAUAAAACCUCA